Molecule: messenger RNA, 834 nt
Organism: Corticium candelabrum
Lineage: Eukaryota; Metazoa; Porifera; Homoscleromorpha; Homosclerophorida; Plakinidae
Exons: 3
Coding region: 1-834 (277 amino acids)
Source: RefSeq, a predicted model, not a curated record
AUGGACGAGAGAGAAAUUCAGGAAAUGGUGAAGGCUGGGCUAUCGCACUCAACCAUAAGUUAUAUACUUCGAAGAAGACAUCCUGGAGUCAAAGGUUUUUCUGAACGAUCCGUUAGACGAUUUUGUCAUGAGCAAAACAUUCAUUAUCGUUCUGCAUUAUCUGACUUUGACAUGAGGAUGGUAGCCCAGGCAGCUGUUAGAGAAGUUGGUCCAGCGUACGGAAGAAAGAUGAUGAAAGGGUAUCUUCAAGCAGGAGGACCUAGAGUUGGUCACAAACGCAUUGGACGCAUUCUAAGACCAGUUGCUCCUGGAUAUCAUGGAAGGAGGCAGCACCUAGCUCAUCGGCAAAUAAAUCCUGUGCCUUACUACGCUCAAUAUCCUGGACACAAAAUGCAUAUAGAUCAAAAUGAGAAGCUUGUUAUGUAUGGAACAACACACGUUCUUGCCAUAGACGGUUACAGUGGUUUUAUUUUUGGUCUAAUUACUAUCCCAGACAAGAACAACCUUAUAAUUUAUAAUCAGCUUUUCAGACUUAUACUUCAGCAGUUUGGGUUAUGGGACCAGAUUCGCGUUGACCAUGGGAGAGAGUUCUAUCUUCUUCUGUAUGUGCAGGAACACCUAAGUUAUCUAAGACGAAAUCAAAUGAGAGCACCUCAUGUGCAGUCUAUGUCAAGAGAGAAUCAUCCUGCUGAAAGAAUUUGGGUAGAAGUCAAUCAAAGAGUGAAUUACCCGAUAAAAAAAGCUCUCGAUGCUCUAGUAGAGGUGGACCAGCUGAACAUGAAUGACCCUAUUGUUAGAUUUUGUUUGUCCUGGAUAACAAUGAGAGUGUGUUAA